AGACCGCUUCGCCCGUUGGAAAGACGAUUCUUUUUCUCAUACCAUCCCAACAACAAUACAAUACAAUACAAUACCAUCCACACUAACACAUCCACUUAUAUAUACUUCACAUCAUAUCACAUUAGCAUCUCUUCAACUUAUAUAUCCACCAACAAUCAUGUCUAUCCUCGGUUCCAUCAAGCGUGCUCGCGAUCACAAGGAGACAGCCAGGGCCAAAGAAGUAGAGCAGCCCAAGGCAACAAAGCCCACACAAAGAUAUCGCCAUGUUCCCACACACGCAGCAUGCGAUUCAGUCAACGUCGGUCCAGCUGGUGCCCGUCAUCACGACCGCUCCAAGGUUCGCGCUGAGAACCGAAAGCGAACGGCAAAGGCCGUUGCUGAUGCCAUGCACGGCAAUCCCCACAUCCAGAUGAACUUCCCCGGAUCAUCAACGGCCUCUCCCUUCACCAGCGGCAGCUGCAGCACUACCUAUCAAGCCAGCGAGACUGACUACGAUGGAGACAUCAGCCCCAGAAGUCACUCUCCCGUGCAUCACUUUGAGCCUGCUCAUAUCUACGAGUACUCUCCUGCGCCAACUUUCCAUCAUCCCAUUUCUCUCAAGGGCAAGGAAGUUGUCCGAGGUCCUCAGUAUGGCUUGGCCUACACUGUAUCUCCUGACCCUCGGGAUCGGCUCGCCGAGCGAUUCCAGACUGGUGUCAUGAUCUAAGCUUGUACUUGAUGAGAUUUCGGCCCCUGGAGGGUGAUUUCUCAGACAUGAUCAAAAGCUACAAACCAAAAGAAUCAGCAAGGGACUGACUCCCUGCUACCAUCCACGCUUCGGUCCAGCAAGGCCCAUCAACUUACACCGAUCCGUCCACCAAGCUCUCCAUUGAGAUCGAGCAGGACACGGUACUCUAAGUUUGGAAAGAAUGCGAAAGCGACCUACCUAACGGGCCAACCCAACAAGACAAGACACGACACGACACGACACGACAGGGGUCGUCUUGUGGGAGAGAGAGCAAGCAUUGGAUAUGGGGGGCCCCUCUCAGUUUCGGGCAUUCCGAUGUCGAGUUUGACACAUCUUGGCAGAAAUCUUUAUACUAAAGUGAAAAAAAGUACGCCACACUCUACUUAGGCUUAAGACUUGGUUCAGAGCAGGAAUCGGAACCGAGCUAAGCCCUUUUACUUCAUGUACAAUAGCGUUUAGACUUUUCUUCUAGAACCUUUCGGGUUCUUCCUUUUAUUACUGUUACAUACUUUUUUAGCCUUAGGCCUUGGCUGCAAUGGCAUGGCAUGGCAUCAGGUCAUUCUUCGUUGGCUGGGACCAACUGUUACUGAAAUGAAACUAAGACAACGAUUCACACUC
Molecule: messenger RNA, 1345 nt
Organism: Fusarium verticillioides 7600
Lineage: Eukaryota; Fungi; Ascomycota; Sordariomycetes; Hypocreales; Nectriaceae
Exons: 1
Coding region: 158-706 (182 amino acids)
Source: RefSeq, a predicted model, not a curated record